AUGGCCUCGUACCACUCACAGGCACAAUCCCGCUCCGCUCCGCAAGCAUAUCCUCAUCAAGCAGUCAACGCCAUCUCAAUGGCUGCCUCCGCGCCAGCUGGCACUUUCGUGCCAGGCACUAAAGUACAAGUUGGCAACCACCGAGUGAUUAUUGAAAAGUAUUUGUCAGAAGGUGGAUUUGCACAUGUAUACGUCGUCAAACUCCCGCACCCCAUCGACGGCGUAGAGACCGCCGUCUUGAAGCGCGUCGCCGUACCCGACAAGACAGCCCUCGCUGGCAUGCGGACCGAAGUUGAGACAAUGAAGAAGUUAAAGGGCCACCGACAUAUCGUUACUUAUUUCGACUCCCAUGCGUCCCAGCUGAAGGGCGGUGGAUAUGAAGUCUUUCUACUUAUGGAGAAUUGUCAAGGGGGCGGCUUGAUAGACUUUAUGAAUACCCGUCUGCAGCAUCGUCUGACUGAGCCGGAGAUUCUGAAGAUAUUCUCUGAUGUGUCUGAAGGAGUGGCAUGCAUGCACUAUCUCAAGCCACCUCUUUUACAUAGGGAUCUCAAGGUCGAAAACGUUCUUAUAUCGCUUUCGUCCGGCAAAUCGCCGCUGUAUAAAUUAUGUGAUUUUGGCUCCGCUGCUCCUCCUCGACCGGCCGCUACAUCUGCCGCAGAAGGCAGACUAAUUGAAGACGAUAUUCAACGGCAUACCACGAUGCAAUACCGCAGCCCCGAGAUGAUUGAUGUUUAUCGAAAGCAGCCCAUUGACGAAAAGAGUGAUAUUUGGGCCCUCGGUGUUUUGCUAUACAAACUGUGCUAUUAUACAACCCCUUUCGAAGAUGUUGGCCAGAUGGCUAUUCUCAAUGCCAGCUAUAAGUUUCCUUCAUAUCCCAGCUUUUCUGAUCGCCUCAAAAGGCUAAUUGCAUCGAUGUUGCAAGAAGAUCCCCAAAAACGGCCGACUAUAUACGGUGUCUUGAAGGAAUCAUGCAAUAUGCAAGGCAAAGAGGUUCCAAUUCGUGACAUUUAUGCGGAACGCACUCAGUCCGAAGCACGCCGAAAUCAAGAGUUGCCUCCUCCUUCCACCGAAGCACCACGUGUCGGUGCUGUCUUCUCGCCUCCAAUGCAAGAGACUCAGAUCAUACCUGAAAUAGCUCCUAUGCGAAGAGGUCGUCCGUCAAAGACUUCAUCUCAACAAAACUCGGCGCACCCAAGUCCUUCUCCCUACCGCGCUCGAUCUUCCAAUGAUCCCUUUGCAGCUCUUGAUGGCAAUAAGAGGGACAGCCAAAAUGCGGAUGAGAUAGCAGCUCGGUUUCCCACCCUGGACCAGUUUUCAUUAUUGCAUGAAAAAGGCGGAAAGUUCGAAUUCGAGCCGACGGCUGAAAAGAAACCCGAGGCGGAUGAUCUCUCUCAACGUGUAACCAAUGCGCUAGCUGAUGAUGCAUUCGUCAAGCCUGCUUCGCCAUAUUUGCCGGCAAAAGAAGAGAUAGAAAGCCAUAGAGCUGUUUCGGUGUCUGUUGCUGAACAAGCGCAGAAGCUUCAAUCCCCCAGUCUCAAAGCGGAAGAAUCGUCAUCACGAAAAAGCUCUUCCCAACGACCAACAAUGGUAUCAACUGGUACGAUGACAGAAAGCCCGCCCCCAGCUACUUCUGAGAAUCGGGCAUCUAUUAGUCGGCCGUCCUCGAGUCGCCCGAUAUAUAAGUUUCCGCCCCCUUCACAAGACCGGCAACGACCUGAACGACCAUGGGCAAGUGAAAUCGACAGGCCAUCGUCCGGUUUGGGCACGGUCCCUUCACAGACGACGACGAUACAGGUGGUGGAGCCUAAAUCCAGGGUGUCAUCCGAGGAUGUUUCACGGGCUCAGAGCUCAGCUAGACCGUCUUUGGAAACCUCGAGGCCUUCAUUCCGUGAACUGGGCGAUGGCUUGAACCGUCCAAAGUCUGCAAAUUCUCGUGUUCGACCUUCCAGCGUUCAUCUAGGAGGAAGAUUUGAUCCAACCUCUUCGAGAGAUUCGCCAUUACGUAGCCCCGCGCUGGACACGCGGCGCCCGGAUUACGAAGGUGGAGAGCCACUGAAGCAUGCCCGAACGGACGGAGAUUAUGACGCUGAACGAGGAAAUAUAACGUCCGACGUGGGUUACCUACGUGCGCGCGAGGAGGAGGAGGCUGCUCGGAAGAAAGAAAAACGUCUGAGCGGCGGGKCAAAACAUGUUAAACGCUCGAGCUUAUCUUCGCUGGCUAUUUCAGGAAAGGGACUUCUUGCGGGGCGAUUUGGCGAUGCUUUCCGUCGGUUUGAACAAAGCACUUCGGACAACAAAAGUCGAACUCCUUCUCCGAGUGAAGUCGACAAACAAUUGACUCCUAUCGCUGGGUCCGAGGCUACGGAUGAUCGAAGCGAUGAUGAUGCUCUAGGGUCAGAGGCGACAGAUAUCUCUCCCGAAAUGAGACGAGAAUUGGAACGCAGGCGGCUGUCGCAAGAGGAGAAGCGGGUAGCCAACGCAGCUGCAGAGUAUCGACUUCGAGUUGCGGGGCGAGGGGGCGGCGGACGAGAAGGAACCAAAUCUCCAGCCAUUCAAAACAGAGUGCAGUCACUUCUUCAGGACAACAGUCGACCUGCACCCAAGACUGCAUCUGGGUAUGGAAAGUACACCAAUUCGGAGUCCGAAGCAGCGCAAGCAUCAGAGUCUGAUAGGGAAUAUACGCCACGAUUGCCUACCAGACCUAAGCCCGCACCAAAGGAUAUCAGAGGCGCACCAGCUUUGUCGAAGAUUAAUUCACCCGGUAGCUCCACCCAGCCAACAAAGCCAAGCCCCGUUGACACAAUACCCUCACAACGCACAGCUCAACGACCAGCGGCACCUCCAAAGCCCAAGAAACUACAAACUGGAGGAAGUCGUCCAGAUGAGCGUGUCCCUCCAUCUUCUUCCGUAGGUGUUGACCCCACGAGUCCUACGGAAGACUGGGAGCGAAACUUCAGCCGACGAUACCCCAGCCUCUCGGGGCUUGAAAUGGUCGAGACUGAAAUUGACGUUCCGAAACUGUCUUCGAUUCGCACGAGGGAAGUAUAG
Molecule: messenger RNA, 3048 nt
Organism: Talaromyces amestolkiae
Lineage: Eukaryota; Fungi; Ascomycota; Eurotiomycetes; Eurotiales; Trichocomaceae
Exons: 3
Coding region: 1-3048 (1015 amino acids)
Biological process (GO): peptidyl-threonine phosphorylation; actin cortical patch assembly; actin filament organization
Cellular component (GO): cytoplasm
Molecular function (GO): ATP binding; protein serine/threonine kinase activity
Source: RefSeq, a predicted model, not a curated record